AUGGAGGGGCAGCCUCUCUGGAUGAACUACACUGUCACCACUUCUUUUGACACGUCUACUUUCUUCAGCAAGGUGCCCGCAUGGAAUAUUUCCGGCGCGUCUCCUCAGCAGCAGGCCAGCUCGCCACUGCCACAAGGCAAGGGCUUUGUGUUGGGUGAUGGGAGCCCGUUUGCAUACACGUUGGUGGAUGCUGGAGACAUGGUGUUGGAUGUUCCCGAAAGCGAGGCCUCGGAGGGCCAUAUUGCCCCGGACCUGCUGGCCCUGGCCCGGGGUACUGUUGGGGAGGGUAGGCUUGGGAUGGAGGUCCGGGAUACUGCUGCUGCUGUGGUGCACCUGGGGGGAAACCUGGGUACUGUUGUGGCCCACCUGAAGGGCCACCUGGGUACUGUUGUUGAGCAACUGGAGGGGCACCUGAAUACUGCUGUGGGCCACCCGGAUACUGUUGUGGAGCACCUGAAGGACCACCUGGAUACUGUUGUUGGCCACCUGACGGACCACCUGGGUACGGGGGUGGGGGACCCUGCUGUGGUGCAUACUGCUGAGAGGGGGGAGGCAUGUAUGGCUGUUGCUGAUACUGCUGCUGCUGCUGCUGCUGCUGCUGCUGAAAUUGUUGCGGCUGCUGGUAGUGUUGCUGCUGCUGGUAACCCAUGGGAGGAGGAGGGUAGGAUCCCGGGUACCCCCCCGGCUGCUGUUGAUAGGCCCCUGGGUGAAGGGGAGGACCACCUGGGGGAGGCAUACCUGGCGCAGGCUGGUAGGGCUGGAGAGGGUGGGGGCCAGGAUAGGGAGCGUGGCCAGGGGGAGGGUAGGCAUGAGGAGGGUAUUGGAACGGUGGAGCAGCAGAUGCAUCACCACUGCUAG
Closterium sp. Naga37s-1 is the source of this 858-nucleotide messenger RNA. Lineage: Eukaryota; Viridiplantae; Streptophyta; Zygnematophyceae; Desmidiales; Closteriaceae. The record is from the annotation of a GenBank genome assembly.